GAACAAAAUUGAAAGAACCGAGAAAGCAUCGGUAUGCUCUUGUCUCUCUAAAAAUAUUUUUUUCCGAGUUCCCAACCGAAUCUGCUUUUCACCGCCGCUUCCGUUGUCAUCGACGGUCUACUCCAUUGUUGCCGCACCCUCCGUUGCUACGAGCUCUGUAAAAGAUGGGUAGCGAAAGUGAGCAAGGAAGAAAAGCAAAUGAAGAAGAGGAAGAUAUAGUUUGCUUAGAUGAAUCCUUCUUCAUCAACGAUGAUUAUCAGUUGACGACGUUUACGUUUGGGUCGAAUGUUAUUGAGCUCUACUGUCUCCAAUCAGCUUCAACUGAUUUUGAUUUAACAGGGCAGCUGGUUUGGCCUGGUGCUAUGCUUAUGAACGGCUAUCUCUCAGAAAAUGCUGAGAUUCUCCAGGGAUGUUCAGUUUUGGAGUUGGGAUCUGGUGUUGGUAUAACUGGAGUCCUCUGUAGCAAAUUUUGCCGUAAAGUUAUUCUUACUGACCAUAACGAUGAAGUGCUCAAGAUACUGAACAAAAACAUCGAUCUUUAUGAACAUUCGAGUGGGCCCAACCCAUCAGCUGAAUUAGAGGCUGCAAAGCUAGAAUGGGGAAAUAGUGAUCAUCUUGGUGAAAUUUUGAAGAAACACAAAGAUGGCUUUGAUCUUAUUCUUGGAGCUGAUAUCUGCUUUCAGCAAUCUAGUGUGCCAUUGCUAUUUGACAGUGCUGAGCAGCUUUUGCGGAUCAGGGAACCCGGAAAUUGCAAGUUCAUACUAGCAUACGUAUCACGGGCUAAACAGAUGGAUUCUGCGAUCUUGAGGGAAGGUGCUCAGCACGGGAUGCUGAUGAAUGAAGUUCCUGGGACUCGGUGUACCGUGGGAAACUUGGAAGGGGUUAUAUUUGAGAUUGCUCUUAAGUAAAAGAAGAAAAGGCUUAAGAUUUGGAGUAAAUUUCCUUUCAUUGUUUUUAUGUUUUAUAGAUGCAUACGUUUGGUGAAAUGGAUAAAUCAAUUUAGUGUUUGAAAGCAUGCAAUGACAUUGUGUAUGCUUUGAAGUUAAUCCACAUCGGUCGGGAAAGAAGUGU
Eutrema salsugineum is the source of this 1071-nucleotide messenger RNA. Its product is annotated as protein N-lysine methyltransferase METTL21A. Gene Ontology annotation, cellular component: nucleus. Gene Ontology annotation, biological process: protein methylation. The transcript has 9 exons. Bases 165 to 908 code for a protein of 247 amino acids. Lineage: Eukaryota; Viridiplantae; Streptophyta; Magnoliopsida; Brassicales; Brassicaceae. Gene Ontology annotation, molecular function: protein methyltransferase activity. The record is from RefSeq and is a predicted model, not a curated record.